AUGUAAAAAUAAAUAGAUGAAGUUGAGUUUCUAUUAAAGAAGAGUCCUUAACACAGAAGCAAAGCAGAAAUUAAUUUAUUACUCUAAUUAACAUCAUAGCUUCCAUUUUUUAAAUAGUACAUGAAACAAGAAAAUGGAUUAUAAAUUUAAAGGAAAUGUUGCAAAAACAUGUAUUGUGAAAAAUUCAAAGCAAAUGAAAUUGUUUUCUAUGUUGGUAUAAAUAAUAUCAUUAAAUAUUAAUAGACAGUGUUGGUACAAAAUUCUACAUCAUAUUGGAAGGAUCUGUCACUGUUUUAGUCAGAAAACCAAAUCAAUCUGAAAUGGAAGCAGUUAGAAUAUUAAAUAAGGGAGAAUCCUUUGGUGAAUUAGCCUUAUUACAUAAAUAACCAAGACUUGCUACAAUUUAAUGUAAUACUGAUUGCACUUUUGCUGUUUUAGAUAAACAAUAAUUUAAACAUAUUCUAUAAGAAGAAUAAUAAAAAUAGUUGGAUGAAGUAAAUCACUUUAUUAUUAUUUUAAGAAUAUUGAUUAUUUUUCUUAAAUAAGAAUUUUUUCCCAUUUGCAUAGAACAUAAUUAAAACAUAUAUAUUUAAAUUCUUUUCUAUAUGAAUUUGAAAAGAAUUAAAUUGUCAUAAAAGAAGGAUAAAAAGCUGAUUAUUUCAUUUUGAUUAAAUCUGGAAGUUUUCUAGUUAAAAAAAUUAUGAAACCGAAUUAAACAAGUGUUAACGUAAAUUUAAUAAAUAAUCAAUUAAGUUAUUUGAAAUAGGUGAAUUACAAGUGUUUGGUUUCUAUCAUCUUAAUAUUAAUUUACCAUAUGAAUAUUCCCUAGUUUGUAAUUCAUCAAAAGGCUAUGCAUAUAAAAUUAAUAGAACAUCUUUGGUAGAAAGAAUGUUUGAAUAAUAAGGAGAUGAUCUUAAGCUUCAUAGAAUUGAACUUUAACAAUUAGCUAAUUUAAGAACUGAAACAGAUAUAAAAACUGCAAGUUUCUAUCCAUAAUAUUUUUGCAAGAGAAUUAAAACAGAAGUUCCUGAAGAAAAUUCAUAAGAAAAGAUAUCUUAACCCAUAACAAUAGCAAAACAAAAUCUCUUAUUAUAUUAAAAUAAAAAGAAAUAGAGAAUGAAUUAAAUCAAAUUAUAAAUGGAUUUAGCAUCAUAAAAAUUGAGGAAACAACCCAUUAAAGUAUCAUAUGAAGUUGCAUCCCAUACUUAAUCUGAGCUCUUUCUUAAAACUCAUAGAUGUUAUAACUUUUUAUAAUAAUAAACAGAUGUAUAGAGGCUAUAAUCAUAAUAAACCCAACGAUAAUAGUAAUAAUAGCAAAUACCAAAUAAUUAUCCUAAAUUACCAAAAAAGUUAAUGAUUAAAACUCAUUUCCCAGAAGAAUAUUUAGAUAAAUAAUCUUGUGAUAGUCCUUUAAGUACAACAUAAACUUAAAUGAAAAGUCUUAUUGGUUUAAAAAAAAUGAUAUUGCCUACAGCAUAAAAUAGAGUAAAAUCAAGAACUUUUUAAUCUUAAUUGAGUUCCUCUCCUCUCUUCAAAACUAUAAGUUGCAUUCUCUAACAAAGAUAUUCUAGUAUUACAUCCAGCAAUCAUUUUGUAUGA
This is a messenger RNA of Paramecium pentaurelia, 1599 nucleotides long. Lineage: Eukaryota; Ciliophora; Oligohymenophorea; Peniculida; Parameciidae. The record is from the annotation of a GenBank genome assembly.